Molecule: messenger RNA, 2272 nt
Organism: Pantherophis guttatus
Lineage: Eukaryota; Metazoa; Chordata; Lepidosauria; Squamata; Colubridae
Source: RefSeq, a predicted model, not a curated record
CCGUUGCCGUGGAAACGCGGCGCUGUUUACCACCGAGAACGGGCCGCCUGCGCGCAGGGCUGCUGGAUGGAGCCGCGGCCAGGUGAGGCGGGAACCGGGCCUCCCCCGCUGGACUACAAUCCCCAUCGUCCCCAACCACGGCAGAGAACCGCGGGGGACCCGAUCGAACCGAGCUCGCUGUGACGACGGGCGUUGAAACUCCGGCGCAGCCGACGACGCCGGGCUGGGGAUGAUGGGAACGGCUGCAAAACCAGCGACUCCCCGGAGACCCUGCUGGACUGACGGCCUUCCUGAUGCCCAGAGCCGCCAGUCACCCGGAGCCCAUGGAGCAUCUUCAGCAGGCCUCCUGAAAAGCAAUGGCCGCUGCCUCACCCCUGACCAUCUCACCCUCUGAACGGAAAGUCCCCUUCGGCAUCGCAAAGUCUCCCCGCUGGCCGCCACUCCCCAGCGUCACCAUGCAUGUCACCCGGCCAAAAUCCGCCAAGGGGCGCACCCGGUCCAACCUGAGCUAUUCCCAGAGCCUGGGGACCUACUCCUACCAAGUGCCAUCGUCCCCCCAGCCGGUCGCCACCCCCGGGGAGGAAGCGGUCAGUGGCCGGAGGGCAGCCUCCUCCCAGCCCAUCCAGGCAUUCCCGGCCGAAGUGCCGGACCUCCUCCAGCAAGUGCCCACCAGGACCUCGUCUUCCCUCAACAAGUACCGGGUGCUGCCGUCCAUCAGCAGGAAGGAACGGAGGAUGGGCACUGCUGAAGUGAUGUUUGAGCAGGCUGGCCAGCUCCCAGCCAGCGCUGACGAGGAAGAGGAGGGUCCCCAAGAGCCUCCUCUGCCGAAGGGGUCCACCUCUCUCCUGCUGGAGCACAAAGGGGGAGGCGGAGAGUACCCCCAGCCCCCCUUUACUCCCUUGGAGAGGCCUCAGCUGAAUAAAAAGAGGGAAGGACUUUCUCCCACCACGCUGGCCCUCAACCUGGAGGAGCCCUGUGAGGAGCCCCGGUUGCUGCUGGCCAUCCGCUCGCCUUCGGGGGAAAGGUUCGAACGCUACUUCCGACCCACGGACAACCUGGGGACGGUAGUUGCCGUGGCCGAGCAGAAGAACGCAGCCACCUACCGGCGCUGCAGCAUCAGGACGGUGGAAGUGCCCCGCAGGACCUUCUCGGACCUCAGCCGGUCUUUGCAGGACUGCGCCAUCCACCACAAGUCCGUGCUGUGCAUCCUGCUGGAUGAGCAGCAGGGGGAGCUUUGAGCAGCCUCACAUUAAACCCCCCGCCCCCGGAAGAAACUCGGCCCCUUCCCAGCCUUUGUCUGCUCCUUUAGACCCAGCCGCUGCCCCUCCCGGGACCCUAACUCGCCCAGGUCUGCCUGCUCAGCCAAAAGGGGUGCAGCCUUGGCUUUCAGGCACCCGUCGGUCCCUUUGAGGGCCCAUCCCCCCCAUCUGCAUUCCGCCAGGUAGGCAGGGAGCGUUUAUGCUCAGGGGAGUUUCCUCCCGUAGCUCAGAUCAAUCUUUCCUUCCUUCCUUCCUUCCUUCCCCGAUUCAAUUUGGUUUGAAUCUAGAAGAGUGGCAAGGAAACCACUCACAAUCGGCGCAGGGCCAGCAGGAGCUCCCCACAGUGUGCCUUUUGCUCCAAAUUCUCUCUUGCGCAACAGGGAAAGUGCAGAUAAUCCUUUUUUGGGGUGGGGGUGGAGGGGGUGUGUGAAAGCUUUUGCACAAGAUACGAAGACUGGCCUUGCCUGAGGGAAGGCCAGGGCCCUGACGCUCUAUUUCAAGGCUUCUACUCCAUUCUCGUGAGGGUGGGGGGCUAGAUAAACUCUUGAACUUGCUCAGCCUUCUCAAGGUCUGCUACUGCAUUUUUAAUCAAAUUUAUUUUACAAGAUUAUGGCACAAAUUAAGUCUGGAAGGAUCCUCCCCAAAUGGGCUUUCUCUUCAGUGUAAAUUUGAAAUUCAGUGUUCUUUCUGGCAAUCAGUUCAGGGCCCUCGGCCAUUUGAGUGCCAACGUGGAAGUGUGUUCGCGUUUCGCAUGGUGGCCUUGAGUUCUGCCUGGGGGGGGGGGGGGGGGCGGCUUUUCCCGAAGGGCUGCUGCUGUGUUUUGAACGAACAAAUCAACUUGCUUUGAUUAAGAGUGGCCUGUUGGUGUUAUCAAAAUGCCAUUUUUUUUUUCUCCUUAAACUGUAUUUGAAUGUUUUAAAGAAAAAGGUUUCUCUGUCCGCAGGCAGAGUUUGAACUCUCAGUAUUCCGCACAAUGAGACACGCUAACAGAGUGGACAGCUUGCCAAAAAACA